This is a messenger RNA of Miniopterus natalensis, 1554 nucleotides long. It is a transcript of the gene PMF1, whose product is annotated as polyamine modulated factor 1. NCBI's taxonomy places the organism in Eukaryota, Metazoa, Chordata, Mammalia, Chiroptera, Miniopteridae. Gene Ontology annotation, cellular component: MIS12/MIND type complex. The record is from RefSeq and is a predicted model, not a curated record. Gene Ontology annotation, biological process: chromosome segregation.
GCAGUUUCCCCUCCCCAGUCGGCAGCUCGGUGAUAGACAUUCCGCUGCUUCCAAUCGGAGGCGCCCAACGCCGGGAGCGGCCAAUCGGGGACUUCGGUGGGCGGGGCACCCGGGGCAGUUAGAUUUGGCGGUUCCACUUCAACAUGGCCGAAGCAAGCAACGCCAAUGAUGGCAGCGGCUGUGAGGAAAAAGGGCCUGAGGGGCCGUCCCCCGAAUCCGCGCCCCAUGGCACUACCAUUUCGAGGAUCAAGCUCCUCGACACCACAGUGGACACUUUUCUACAGAAGCUGGUCGCCGCUGGGAGCUACCAGAGAUUCACUGACUGUUACAAACGCUUCUACCAGUUGCAACCUGAGAUGACACAGCGAAUCUAUGACAAGUUUAUAACUCAGUUGCAGACGUCUAUCUGGGAGGAAAUCUCUGAAAUCAAAGCAGAGGGAAACCUGGAAGCUGUCUUGAAUGCCUUGGAUAAAAUUGUGGAAGAAGGCAAAGACCGAAAGGAGCCCGCCUGGCGCCCUAGUGGGAUCCCAGAGAAGGACCUGCGCAGCACCAUGGUGCCCUACUUCCUGCAGCAGCGGGAUGCCCUGCAGCGCCGUGUGCAGAAACAGGAGGCUGAGAACAGGCAGCUGGCAGAUGCCGUCCUGGCUGGGCGCAGGCAGGUGGAGGAGCUGCAGCUGCAGGGCCAGGCCCAGUGGCAGGCCUGGCAGGUGAGUGCCUUGGCCCUGCCCUCAGGCACCUGGUCCCCUGCUGCAGCAGAGGAGAAAACAGACCAAGAGAGGUCAGACGAUGAGGGGGUCACUUUGGGGGCCCUUUUCGAAGAUGGACUCUGCUCUGGGGAGGCCCAGCCUAAGUGGCCAAGGCACCCAGCCUGCCAUAAAUACCUGCUGAGUGUAGGGGGAAGGGACCUCCUUACAUGCCCCGCUGUGCCUGUGAAAUGAGCCACAGACUCAUACCAUUCUGGGGAAUCUAGGCCUGGGGGCAAGGACAGUAGACGGAAAGGGUUUGGAUUUUCUCCUCUCCCAGUUUGUCUCUUCUCUCCCAUUGAUGGCAGGCUCUACACAGAGGACAGAAGGAGCUGGUGGCCAUGCUGAGGGAGCCUGAGUAAAGGGAAGAUGGCCAGGCCCAGGAGCCGAAGGUGGUCAAGGUCAAGGGCCUGUGGCAAGCUGCCUUUUGAGAACAGCUAAAAUGUUGCCCAGUCCCUAAGCAGUGAUGGAAUUUGCUGGGGGUGAGGCCUGAGCAGUCCCCACUGCCACUGUGCCUUGGGGCUUCCUUGAGGUCACACACACACUACCCUGAUUCCUCCCUGUUUCCUUCUAACUUGAGGAUUCUUAGCCCAGGUCCCACCUGGGAAUCAGGCACCGUGCCUUCUCUCCUCUGGGUUCUGACCAACACCUCCACCCCACUCCACACUCGCCUCCCAGUUCCUUAUCCCUCCCUAGGUCCUGGCUGGGGGAUCUGUUUUCAGUCUCCACUGAUUGCCCCUUUCUGGCCAGCCGAGGGCCUAUGCCAUGUUCUCUCCACAUCCUUAAAUAAACUUCCUCUACUACACUGUAA